AACCACGCCUUAUUGGUAAUUAACGAAAUUCAGCCACGCCCUCUUUCACAGUAUGAUGAGAACUGUCUGCUCUCGUGUCUUUGGAUUAUUAUUAAAUUCCAGACCUCUUCCUUUAGCUAAAACACUGGUCCCUAUGUCUUCUUUAUCCAGCAGCAGUAAUGAACCUGAAGUAUUGUUUGAAACUGUAAAGAGCCCAUCAGGGGAGUCUGGCUAUCGCUUGAUGACUUUAAAUAAACCAAAAACACUCAAUGCCUUGAGCGGCAAUAUGAUUGACCUACUUACAACUGAUAUGAAGUCAGUUGUACCUGAUAAUUCUAUCAACUUUAUGCUAGUCAGAGGAGGUGAAAAGGCUUUCUGUGCUGGAGGUGACAUAAGAAGAGUCACAGAGGCAGGUAAAACCGGUUCCCCGUUGGCCCAGACGUUCUUUUUCCGUGAGUAUCAGCUAAAUUAUUUGACUGGGACUGUACACAAGCCGUACAUUGCUCUUAUUAGUGGGAUUACAAUGGGAGGAGGGGUUGGAAUCUCUGUUCAUUCUCCAUAUCGUGUUGCUACUGAGACCACAACAUUUGCAAUGCCUGAAACAGCAAUAGGAUUCUUUCCUGAUGUUGGAGGAGGCUACUUCUUACCAAGACUGAAAGGAGAACUUGGAAUGUAUUUGGCUCUAACUGGUCACAGAUUGAAAGGACGUGACGUGCUUCAUGGUGGGAUUGCAACUCAUUUAAUUGGAAAAGAGAAGAUUCCGUCGCUGUUGAGUGAACUCACUAAAUCAUGCGAUGAUCCGAUUAUGAAGAAAGAUCCUCAUUAUGUUGUUAAAUCAAUAUUAGACAAAUAUCACAAAGAGAGUCUCAAUAUUGAUGACAGGAGCUUUUCACUCACUCCACACUUAGAGCUCAUUGACAAGUGUUUCUCUGGAGGUAGUGUUGAAGACAUUCAGAUGUCUUUGUUAAAUGAUGGCUCAGAUUGGUCAAUCAAUCAGCUCCAAUUACUCAGUAAAAUGUCUCCUACUUCACUUAAAGUUACUCAUCGUCAGCUAAGAGAGGGCAGAGAGAAAAGUUUUGAAGACUGUCUGAUGACUGAUUAUAGAUUGUGUCAAAGAUUCAUGGAAGAUAAAGAUUUUUAUGAAGGCGUGAGAGCAGUUUUAGUUGAUCGUGACAAUAAUCCGAAAUGGGACCCGCCCACACUGGCAGAUGUUACGAAGGAAACUUUAGACAGAUAUUUCAGUCCACUGAGUGACCAGGAGGAAUUACAUGUUAAACAUAUUUCUAAGCUAUAAUUUUUAUAUUUGAUAAUAAUAAUAAUCACCAUUAAUAUUAUUGUUGUGUAUAGUUAAUAAUUCUUCUAAUUAA
Amphimedon queenslandica is the source of this 1346-nucleotide messenger RNA. RefSeq names its product 3-hydroxyisobutyryl-CoA hydrolase, mitochondrial-like. Gene Ontology annotation, cellular component: mitochondrion. The record is from RefSeq and is a predicted model, not a curated record. Gene Ontology annotation, molecular function: 3-hydroxyisobutyryl-CoA hydrolase activity. NCBI's taxonomy places the organism in Eukaryota, Metazoa, Porifera, Demospongiae, Haplosclerida, Niphatidae. Gene Ontology annotation, biological process: L-valine catabolic process. Bases 53 to 1273 code for a protein of 406 amino acids. The transcript is spliced from 16 exons.